AUGUCGAAAGUUCUGGUUUCUUUGAUUGGGAAGAGGGUGCUAGGUGAAACCGCAAAGAAUCACUUCGGCACUGAGGACCCCUACUUCGAAGAAGUACCUGCGUCACGCCUUGGUCGCACUUUUGGCAAAAAGACACAAAAGCGUCGCAAGGCCAACCCGCCGGGCCUCUCGGAAAACGAUACCAAGGUCCUAACCAAAGUCAAGCGCAGAGCCUAUCAGCUGGACUACGCACUUUGCAAUCUGUGUGGUAUCCGCUUCGGUUGGGGAAGUGUGAUCGGUCUUGUUCCAUUUAUUGGCGACGCUGGCGACGCUGCACUCGCAAUGAUGGUUGUUAGAUCCUGCGGAGAGAUCGAUGGCGGACUUCCUGCGGCUUUGCGGAUGAAGAUGGUGAUCAACGUGGUUAUCGACUUCUUUAUUGGUCUCAUUCCUUUCGUCGGCGAUGUUGCGGAUGCAGUGUACAAAGCCAACACCCGAAACGCUGUCCUUCUUGAGGCCCACUUGCGUCAAAAGGGUAACAAAGCGGCGUCGAAUCUUGGCAGAAGGCAAGAGCAAACAAUUGAGGUCGAUAAUAGUCUCCCCGAGGCUUUUGAUAGGCAGGAGGGCGGAGUGGUGAGCGACAGACCACCGGCAUAUGACAACGUUCAACCAUCAGGCCAUGGGGGAAGGAGUGAUGCUGCCCCCGAGCCUCCAACCAAGCCCCAGCCAGCCACACAGCCUCGAACUAACCGCUCCUUUGGCAGAUGGUUUGGUGGAGCGGGUCAUCCAGAACAUGACUUGGAACGAGGCGGGGCGAAGUAA
Messenger RNA from Penicillium bovifimosum, 798 nucleotides. RefSeq names its product DUF4112 domain-containing protein. The record is from RefSeq and is a predicted model, not a curated record. NCBI's taxonomy places the organism in Eukaryota, Fungi, Ascomycota, Eurotiomycetes, Eurotiales, Aspergillaceae. The transcript is spliced from 3 exons. The coding region runs from base 1 to 798 and encodes 265 amino acids.